Molecule: messenger RNA, 3371 nt
Organism: Vigna radiata var. radiata (mung bean)
Lineage: Eukaryota; Viridiplantae; Streptophyta; Magnoliopsida; Fabales; Fabaceae
Product: LRR receptor-like serine/threonine-protein kinase GSO1
Exons: 8
Coding region: 194-3289 (1031 amino acids)
Molecular function (GO): protein binding
Source: RefSeq, a predicted model, not a curated record
GUCACCGACAUUCUUGUUUGUUUGAAUGGCCUUCCAUCUCUCAAGUCUCUGUAUUUAUCAUAUAACAGGUUCCAUACAACAUUCAACGGUAAGGAUAUAGAUUGUGAUGAUUAUGAUCACGACGGCGUGAUAAGCAUCUUUUUAAUAUUUACUUCAAAAUUGGUUGGCUUCUUCUACAACCUUUGACUAAUACAUGUGUAUACCUUUAGUUUUUGAAACUCUAUCAUCGCAGUUGCUUAGAUUAGAGAUCCUUGACAUAAGUCAGAACACUUUGACUAACGACAUGUUGCCAUCUCUCGGGGGAUUCACAUCUAUGAAGGAACUGUAUUUGUCUGACACUGGAUUGGACUCAGAUAAUCAUAUCCCAGAUUUAUGCUCUAUGUUGAAGAAUCUUGAGGUCCUUGACUUGUCUGGCAACAACUUCAAUGACAGUGAUAUUGCAUCUGCUCUUAGUGAACUUUCAUCUCUAAAGUCUUUAAAUUUAGGAUACACUCAAUUGACUCCAAGAUCAAUUCUUAAUAUAUCGAAAAUAAGGUCUCUGGAGAUUCUUGACCUAGAAGGGAACCAGUUGAAUGAGAGUAUUUUGAGGCGUUUAGAGAAUAAUGGAUUUACAUGGCCAACCAAUUUACAAGUCCUAAGGCUGAGUUCGAACAGUUUCACCAAUGAAUUUCUCUCAUCUCUAACUGGGCUUCAACGUCUCAAAUUCCUUGAUUUAAACUACAAUCAAUUAAAUGGGUCGCUCGAUAUAAGUGGAUUAUUGGCUUUAACCAGUUUGGAGAUUCUUGAUCUAAGUAAUAAUCGAAUAAACAGUUUUGUUGUCCAUCAAGUUUCAGGCUCAAAAAGUCUAAGCAAAUUGGAUGUCCUUACCUUAGAUUACAAUAUGAUAAAUGGAAGCAAACUGAGGGAAUCACUACAACCUUUCUCAUCUAUUAGGGUGCUUUCUAUGAACAAUAAUAAGAUUAUAGGAACAAUCACUGCAGGAGAUUUUCGUGAUUUAGGUAACCUUGAACAAUUGACACUGGACAAUAAUUAUGACCUUGACAAUGAGUUUUUCAGAAGUAUUGGGAAAUUGACUUCUCUGAAAGUUUUGUCUGUUUUUGGAUGUGGAAUAAAUGGCACCCUUCCUCCUGCUGAUUGGUUUAAGUUGAAGAAUCUCGAAGAGUUAGAUCUAAGUCAAAAUCUAUUUGUGGGAUCACUUCCUUCUUCUUUCUUAAACAUGACAUCUCUUCGAAAGUUGGAACUUUCACGAAAUCAAUUUAGUGGACAAUUUGAUUCUAAUAUUGCUACUCUUACAUCACUUGAAUCUUUUGGUUUUACAGACAAUCAGUUUGAAGUUCCUGUUUCUUUUACACCAUUUUCCAAUCAUUCAAACCUUAAGUUCAUAUAUGGUGAAGGCAACAAAGUCAUAUUGGACCUACAACCUAGUAUGCAAACUUGGAUACCUAAAUUUCAAUUACAAGUGCUUAGUUUGCCUUCAAGAACUGAUAUUGAUUCUCUUCCGCUCCCCAGGUUUCUUCUAUACCAAAACAAUUUGACUAGCUUAGAUUUCUCUAGUUGGAGGUUGGAAGGAAAGUUUCCUCACUGGUUGUUUAACAACAACACAAAAUUGACUGAGCUUCUUGUUAGAAAUUGCUCUUUCACAGGUGAAAUCCUGUUACCAUUGCAUCCCCUUACGAAGAUGAGGAGAAUUGAUGUGUCGAACAAUAACAUAACCGGCCAAAUCCCCAGUAACAAUAUUAGUUCAAUUUUACCAAAUUUGCAAUCUCUAAACUUGUCCACAAAUCGCAUCCAAGGUUCAAUUUCUCCUGAGUUUGGGAAAAUGAGCUUAUUGCAGACUUUGGAUUUAUCAGAUAAUCAUUUAUCAGGAGAGAUUCCAAUGAACUUAUCCGGGCAUGGGUCAUUUCUUAAAUACUUGAUACUUUCAAAGAAUAAGCUAGAUGGACCCAUAUUUCCAACUUUGAAAUACUUGGAGGAGUUGUAUUUAGAUGACAAUAGCUUUUAUGGUAGCAUACCAAGUAGCUUUCUUGACUCAUCUCUCAUUCACUUGGAUCUAAGCUAUAAUAAUUUGGUGGGGAAACUACCAAGUGUGGUUGGAAAUUUGUCAUACUUGAAAACACUUUCAUUGUCCAACAAUCAUCUUGAAGGGUCUAUUCCGACAAGGCUAGUGGAACUUGAAAAUUUAUCGUAUCUAGAUAUCUCAGACAAUAAUUUGACGGGUUCUGUGCCAUCUUUUAUCAAUGCUUCGGUGAAUUACAUCCAUUUGAGCCACAACAGGUUAAGUGGUUUAUCCAAAAGAAUGUUCAGCAAUAGAUCUUUCUUGAUGAUGCUAGACCUUAGCUACAAUGAAAUAACUGGUAGCAUUCAAGAUAUGAUGCAAGACCUUGCUCACGCAAGGUUGAACAUACUCCUUUUGAAAGGUAACCGCUUUACAGGACGUUUACCGGAGCAGCUAUGCCAAUUGGUAGAUUUAAAUAUACUAGACCUUUCUUAUAACACUUUUUAUGGUCCAAUACCCAAUUGCUUAGGUAAAAUGCCUUUUGAGAAUGAUGACUCAUUAGGGGGCGCAUUCAAUGGGUAUAUUCGUGGAAAAGAUGCACAUUCAGGGAUUUUAGUACCAAAUAUAAACGUGAAAGCAAACUUCACUACAAAAAAAAGAUCCUACACAUAUGGAGCGAGCAUCCUUGCUUAUAUGUCAGGAAUUGAUUUAUCCAAAAAUAAACUAAAUGGAAGUAUUCCAUAUGAGCUUGGAAACUUGACUAGACUUCGAGCAUUGAACUUGUCUCACAAUGAUUUGAUUGGACAAAUUCCAACUACAUUCUCCAAUUUAGAAUACGUAGAGAGUUUGGAUCUUUCUUUCAACAUGUUAAGUGGUGAAAUUCCUCCUCAACUAAAUCAAUUGAACUCACUUGCUGUAUUUAGUGUUGCACAUAACAACUUAUCAGGGGACACACCUGAGCAAAAAGGCCAAUUUAUUACCUUUGAUGAAAGCAGCUACGAAGGGAAUUCUCUUCUUUGUGGACCUCCAUUAACAAGAAGUUGCCAUCCUUAUGCACAAUCACCUACCAUUUCUCCAAAUGAUGAAGAAGAUGACAGUCCUAUUGACAUGCAUGCUUUUAUUGUAAGUUUUGGUGUGGCAUACACAUCGAUAUUGCUAGUAAUUGUUGCCACUCUCUACAUUAAUCCUUAUUGGAGGCGAGCAUGGUUUUCCUCUAUGGAAUUGAUCAUCUUUAGUUGUUAUUACUUUAUGCAAGAUAACUGGAGGAGGUUUUCAAAUUCUAGAAAUUUGUAAUAUAGUUUAUCUUGCAUCCUUAGAAUGUCUCGUUGUUUGCUAAGAAUUGAUUCAAUCAUGGUCUUCUCAUGUCCUUUUCGCU